Messenger RNA from Plasmodium yoelii, 669 nucleotides. RefSeq names its product parasitophorous vacuolar protein 5, putative. The record is from RefSeq and is a predicted model, not a curated record. The transcript has 2 exons. Bases 1 to 669 code for a protein of 222 amino acids. Lineage: Eukaryota; Apicomplexa; Aconoidasida; Haemosporida; Plasmodiidae.
AUGAAAUUUUUUAAUAUUCUCGCAAUUGUUUUAUCUUUAUCUUUCAUUGGCGCCUCAAACGAUAACAAAGGCCCCGCCACAGACCCUACUCCCGAUAACCCAAACAAUGAUGGAAAUGUCCACAUUUUAACAAAAGACAUCGACUUAAAACAAUUACAAGGAACCUACUACGAAAUUGCAACAAAUGCAUCUGAUAAAAUAUUCCCAGGAUUAUUAUGUAGAUGUACUAAAUAUGAUUUUUCCGGUUUAAGAAGAGAUGGAAACUCAGCAUACAUAUUAGUUAACUUUGCAUGUGAUAGAAACUUUAUUUUUGGAGAAAAAAAAUCAGAAAUGUUAUUUAAAUUAAUUUUAAAUAAACCUGUUGAUGAAAAUACUACUGUUGUUGAUGAGUUCAAUUCAAGUAUAUAUGUUGUCCAAGGAAAUCAGCAAAUAUUAUUAAAUAGUAAUUUAAAUAUUAUAUAUGCUGAAAUGAAUGAACAAAAUGAAUAUGAACAUUUAAUUAUUGCAGGAACUAAAUCAAUUGAACCCAUGAUUAUUUUAUCUAAAUAUAGAACCAUACUUUUAGAAACAUAUAAUAAAUUAUUAAAUGCUCUUUAUGUUGCUGGUUAUGACCCAUCUCUUUUGAACUGGCCAUUUAUUCUUCAAACUGAUCAAACAUUUUGUGAUUAA